Hansenula ciferrii is the source of this 1194-nucleotide messenger RNA. It is a transcript of the gene COG5, whose product is annotated as Golgi transport complex subunit COG5. Lineage: Eukaryota; Fungi; Ascomycota; Saccharomycetes; Phaffomycetales; Wickerhamomycetaceae. Gene Ontology annotation, biological process: intra-Golgi vesicle-mediated transport. The coding region runs from base 1 to 1194 and encodes 397 amino acids. The record is from RefSeq and is a predicted model, not a curated record. Gene Ontology annotation, cellular component: COG complex. The transcript has a single exon.
AUGGAAGCAGAAAACAACGACCUCUCUGAUUAUGAUACUUUCCUAGAGAAAGAUUUCAAUUCCAUUGGGUUUGCAAACGAUCUUUUAUUAGCUACAAACUCAGAUCAAAAUGAAUUAGAUUUAUCAACUUCAAUAAAGAGAGUCAAAUUUGAUAUAAAUAAUAUUGAUCUGAAUUUAGAUAAGAUAAGUGCUGAAGAUCAUGAACAAUUGAUUGAAGAGAUCCAUAAAAGCAACCAAUCAAAAGAAUUAUUUCAACAACUCUCAACACCUUUAGACCACGUAAACAUUUCAUAUAAUAGAUUAGAGAAAGAUAUUAUAGAUCCUUAUAAAGAGGCUACAAAAAUUCAAGAUGCAUUGAAAAAGCUACAUUCCACUUCAUAUCUAUUGAGAGCUGUGACUUAUUUCUUAUAUCUAGCUCAACAAAUUGAAGAAUUAUCAACACCUGAUAAUUUUGAUUCAAAGAUUAAUAAAAAUUCUGGAUUUUUAGUUAAACUAGCUAAAUAUCAUCAUCAAUUAUCUGCUCAUUUCAACAAAAAUACAAACUUGAAAAGCUUAAGGAUAACCAGGGAAUAUGACUUAAUUGCCCAAGAGAAAAAUAAUGAUUUAUUAAGAAUAUUGAAAAGUCAGGUUAAAUCAAUUAAUGAAAUUUCAAUAAAAUCUAAAUCAGAACAAGAAUUGAAAGAUAUAUUCCAUGCAUUUGUCUUAUCUGAUAGAUUGGUUCUCUAUAACACAGUUUAUGAAUUUUUGAAUAAUAAUGUUACACUUUCAGUGAAUUUAUUAACUAGGGUAUUAAAUUCUCCAAGAAAUAUUGAAUCUGCAUUAGACGAAGUUGCUAAAAAGGCAUCAUUAGUAAACUAUAUCGGUGAAACUUUGGAUAAAAUUGAUUUAAAUGAAGUAUCUGAUAAUAGCUCCAUUAAAAAUUCAAGUAAAUCAGUGUUAAAUGAUUUAUUAAAUUUCUUAGAAAUGUCAAAUUUAUUAUCAAUUUUUUGGAGAGAUACCGCAAAAAAAUUUGAAAUUAAAUUCAAAGAAACAAUGAAUAGAGGUGGACCCGUUGGUAAAUCUUUAGCAAGUUAUAAAGAACAGAUUAGAGCGUCGAUAGUGAAAAAAGUCACACAAAGUCAUUCAAGCAUUAAAAAAGAUGGUAUUGAAGUAAGGAUGAUGUUGAAUGCUGUAUCAUCACUAGAUAGGAAAUAA